Molecule: messenger RNA, 2516 nt
Organism: Oryza brachyantha (malo sina)
Lineage: Eukaryota; Viridiplantae; Streptophyta; Magnoliopsida; Poales; Poaceae
Product: probable glycosyltransferase STELLO1
Exons: 3
Coding region: 90-2303 (737 amino acids)
Source: RefSeq, a predicted model, not a curated record
GACAGCGCCACUACCGCGUGGAGUAGUGGUACUCCACACCGCCACCAAGUCGCCUCUCCCACCCGCAACUAGCACUGACCACGCCCAAAAUGGCACCGCCGCACGCCUCGGCCUCCUCCUCCAGAUGCCGUCUCGUCUACGUCGUCCUCGCGGCGCUCGCGGCGGUACCGUUCCUGCUGCUGCUCCUCCGCGGCGGCGCGUCCCCCUCCGCGCUCUGCCUCGCCUCCGCCCGGUCCGGCCCAGCGGCGCGCAGGCUGGUGUACCCGUCUGUCGCCUGGUCCCGCGUGCCCCCUCUCCCGGUGCUCCCCUCCUCGCCGCUCCCCGCGCUACGCGCCUCCCGGUGGAUCGUCUUCUCCGCGGCGCCCCACCAUGUGCGCCACCGCCCGCUGCCCGCCGUCCCCGGGUGGCAGCUCCUCGCCGUGACCGACGAGACGACGCCCCCCGACUGGUCGCACCCGGGCGCCGCGCUGCUCACGCUCGCCGACCAGGCCCGCCUCGGCUUCCGCUCCGUUGCCUUCCUCCCCGAACGGGGCCACGCCCGCAAGGCCGCCGCGUACCUCUUCGCCGUGCAGCGCGGCGCGCGCGUCAUCUACGACGCGGACGCGCGCAACGCCGUCCAGGGCAAUAACCUCACCAGGCACUUCGAUGUCGAUCUGGACCAGCGCCAAGGCGGCGACGUGCUCUUGCAGUACAGCCAUGCGGAUCCAAACCGCACGGUGGUGAAUCCAUACGUGCACUUUGGGCAGCCGUCGGUCUGGCCGCGGGGAUUGCCGCUGCACAAAGCCGGGGAGGUGGGUGUGGAGGAGUUCUACACGCAGGUGUUCGGUGGAGGGCAGUUCAUACAGCAGGGGCUGUGCAAUGGCCUACCAGAUGUUGAUGCUGUGUUCUACUUCACCCGGAAGUCAUCGGAGAUGGAGCCUUUCGAUCUCCGGUUUGAUGCAGAUGCACCUAAGGUCGCACUUCCUCAGGGCAUCAUGGCUCCAGUCAAUUCAGUUAAUACACUGUUCCAUUCACCUGCAUUUUGGGGGCUUGCAUUGCCAGUAUCAGUGAGUCCAAUGGCAGCAGAUGUUAUACGUGGGUAUUGGUCACAGCGAAUAUUGUGGGAGAUUGGGGGUUACUUAGUGGUUUACCCACCGACUGUGCACCGUGUGGAUAAUGUGCAUGCUCAUCCAUUUGAUGAUGAGAAGGAUAUCCAUGUCAAUGUAGGGAGGAUGAUAGAUUUCCUAAUGGAGUGGCGGUCAUAUAAACAGACACUCUUUGAACGUAUUCUUGAUUUGAGUUAUGCAAUGGCUGAGGACGGGUUCUGGGGAGAGAAGGAUUUGCAGUUCAUGGCUGCGUGGCUGCAAGAUCUGGUCUCUGUUGGCUACCAGCAGCCAAGGUUGAUGUCGUUAGAGAUUGAUCGGCCAAGGGCAACCAUUGGACAUGGGGACAAGCAGGUGUUUGUCCCCAAGAAACUGCCUGCGGUGCAUCUUGGUGUUGAGGAGAUUGGGGAAGUAAGCACUGAGAUUGACAAUCUCAUAAAAUGGAGGAAGCACUUAGGUGAUGUUGUGCUUAUAGUGCACUGCACUGUACCUGUGGACCGUGUUGCACUUGAGUGGAGGCUACUUUAUGGUCGUAUAUUCAGGGCAGUUGUUAUUCUUUCAGAGCAAAGCAAUUCAGAUCUUGCAGUCGAAGUGAGCAACCUGGCACAAGCUUACAAGUCCUUGCCAAAGGUGUUUGAUCGGUUUUCAGGUGCUGAGGGAUUUAUGUUCCUUCAGGAUCAUAUGAUCCUCAAUUACUGGAACCUCUAUGAUUUUGACAAGGCUAAGCUCUGGAUAACUAACAAGGUGAAGGAAUCAUGGUCAGAUGUCCCCUUACAUGGCAAUAAAAUUGAAUGGUUCGUUAACCAAGCAGAUAUGGUAAAAAAGGCAAUUGCUAGCUUCCCAUUUCAAUAUCAGGCCAACUACAAAAGAAGUGUCAGUGAAGAUAAGAUAAUUCAUUGCAACAGUGAGAUAUUCUACAUACCUAGACGCCAUAUUGGCGACUUUUCAUAUCUAGUUCAAGCUAUCAGAAGCUUAGACAUUCAUCAUAGUAUUGCUGUCCCCAUGUUGUUCCUUGCAAUGGAUUUGCCAAGCAAUUUUGAAUCAAAAGCUUUGACCAAACUUGUUUAUAGGACAAAUAUGCCAUCAAAUGCCACUUUUGCAACAAUAUACUCUGCUCAAGCACAUGCAGUGUACCCUAUGAAGGUUCAGAAUGAGAAAGAUUUUGUAGAGCUAAUCAGAGCCAUGGCUUCAGGUGAUCCAUUUCUUAUGGAAUUGAUCUGACAUAGGAAUUCAUUGAAACUGUAUACUUCGGGUUGGCAAGGGAAAACAAAACAGUGGUUAUUCAGUAUAUUGUUUUGCUCCUCUGCCAUCCAUUUCAGCUGUAAGUUCAGUUUAACGCCCUUUUUGUUGAGCAAGAUAUUGUACUGUUUCCUGAUGUCAUUUACAUGUAGAAUCGGAUGCAGAAGUUAUUUUAAGAUUGCAAUGUUGACAAUU